AUGCCUCGCCGCCCCCGACAAGUGUCCGGGUACGCACGAAUAGCCCAAGCAGAAGAAGAGGAGGAAGAACAGCCCUACUCCGAUAGCGACAACGACGACCCCUUCCAAGACCCCCCGACCCUCUCCUCGCAAGACCCUGAAUAUGCUCCCAUCCAGCCGAAACGGCGGGACUUCAUGCGCGUGCCCUCGUCCGGCAGUCUGUCAGGCACACGACGGCCACGGCGACGGCGCACGAACAGCGGUGUGGACGUCAAAGCUAUUAACGCUCGCUUGGAACGAUGGGCCGAGGAGAUCAAGGAGCGGUUCAAGAUCAAGCGGAUCAAGGGGAAGAGCGCGCAGGAGGAGAUGCUGGAGAUCCACCAUUCGGUGUUUGUGCCUCCGGAGGGCGUGAGGCCGGCGAAUAAGCAGAGUUUGGACAACGACUAUGAUGAUUCGGAUCAAAGGCUCUCGAAAGUAGAGUUUGAUGAUCUGGUGGAGAGUGUCAGGACGGCCAUUGAGCUGGGUAUGCACCCGACGCUGAUCUCGCAGGGCAGUAGCGGGAGUUACUUUGUGCGGAAUAGUGGUGGGAAGGUGCUGGGCGUGUUCAAGCCGAAGGACGAAGAGCCGUAUGCGAGCAAGAAUCCGAAGUGGACGAAGUGGAUACAUCGGAACCUGUUCCCGUUCUUCUUCGGACGGGCGUGUCUGAUUCCAAACCUAUCGUACGUCUCCGAGGCAGCGGCGUAUGUGCUCGACGUGCAGCUACGGACGAACAUCGUACCAUACACGGAGGUUGUGAGCCUGAGCAGUAAGAGCUUCUUCUACGACUACUGGGACCGGAGGCAGUUUCGGCGAGGCAAGAAGGUGUUGCCGGAGAAGCAAGGGUCGUUUCAGGUGUUCCUGAAGGGGUUCAAGGGGGCUACUGAGUUCUUUCGAGAACAUCCUUGGCCGGAUCAGCAGACGAGGGCGUUCACAGAUGCUCCGGAUCAUAAGAGGAGGCGGAGGAAGCGGUGGGAUCAGACUUGUCGGCCGAGUGGCAAGGCCGUGCCUGAGGAGGAGGAGACGGAGGAUGAAGGGGCUGGAAGGGGGACGAGAGAGGCCAGUAGGAGUCGAAAGGAGUUCUGGUCGGAGCAGCUACAGCAAAGUUUUAGAGAGCAGCUGGAGAAGCUUGUGAUUCUGGAUUAUGUUAUGAGAAAUACGGAUAGAGGGACGGACAACUGGAUGAUCAGGAUUGAUACGACGAAGGACGAGGCCACAAUUGUGGCGGACUUCAAACCGAAAGGUCAAGCGGACGACGGCAGCGCGGAAGCGUACGAUAGGAGGAAUGAGAACAUGACUGCCGCGGUGCCUGAUGAUAGGAACACAAAUCACGCGCGGCUUGGAGCCAUCGACAACAGUCUUUCGUGGCCGUGGAAGCAUCCUGAUGCAUGGCGGAGCUAUCCUUUCGGCUGGCUAUUCCUACCCGUCAGCUUGAUCGGGAAGCCUUUCUCGGAGAAUACACGGAACCAUUUCCUACCUCUACUGACCUCCAAAGACUGGUGGUCAGAGACGCAGAACAAACUACGACGAACCUUCGAAAUCGACGCCGACUUCAAGGACAGAAUGUUCGCACGACAGAUGGCGGUCAUGAAAGGUCAAGCCUGGAACGUCGUCGAGACUCUCAAGACGCCCGACCACGGACCGCUGGAGCUUACUAGGCGAUCGCGAGUCUGUGUGUGGGACGACUUGGUCGACAUACCCGUCGCUAUGCCCCUUACACGCCCGAGCGAGGAGAUGCGUCGCGCGACUGGUCCUGCUGCGCAAUCGCUCCGCCGAGCAGGCGGGAUAGAAGAGGAAGAGGAGAUGGACAUUUCCGCUGCCUACGCUUCUGCGCCUGCGACGAGCAAGUUGGACCUUCUUGGAAUGACGAGUCCGCCUGCGAAGCCAAGGGACAAUCCUUUCAACCAUUCCCGCCAGAACAGCUCGCAGUCUAUCCACGCCGAGCCCAAGUCUCCUGCGACGAACAAAGAACUCUCUCUAGCAGCAUUACACUCCGCCUCCGCCCCACGACCAGGCGCCUACCGCUCUAGGACAGCUGGUAGAGUCAGCCUGGACACGCCGCGGUCGCUGCUGCAAGGACAUUCGCCUUCGGAGCGACGGAGACGGUUUAGCUUUGCAGUGGCCAGGGGUUUUGGAAUGAGAGAUGGGGAUGAGGAGGACGGAGAUCUGGGAUACGCGGCGGCGAACGAUCGCGAGGGAGUGACGAGGAGGGUGAUUGUGGAGAGGUUGGAGAUGGUUAAGAGUCGGCCGCCGGUGUUUACUUGGUGUUAG
Saxophila tyrrhenica is the source of this 2286-nucleotide messenger RNA. It is a transcript of the gene lsb6, whose product is annotated as Phosphatidylinositol 4-kinase LSB6. NCBI's taxonomy places the organism in Eukaryota, Fungi, Ascomycota, Dothideomycetes, Mycosphaerellales, Extremaceae. Gene Ontology annotation, cellular component: endosome; lysosomal membrane; plasma membrane. The record is from RefSeq and is a predicted model, not a curated record. Gene Ontology annotation, biological process: Golgi organization; phosphatidylinositol phosphate biosynthetic process; endosome organization. The transcript has a single exon. Gene Ontology annotation, molecular function: 1-phosphatidylinositol 4-kinase activity. The coding region runs from base 1 to 2286 and encodes 761 amino acids.